Aegilops tauschii subsp. strangulata is the source of this 1903-nucleotide messenger RNA. Its product is annotated as probable hexosyltransferase MUCI70. The record is from RefSeq and is a predicted model, not a curated record. NCBI's taxonomy places the organism in Eukaryota, Viridiplantae, Streptophyta, Magnoliopsida, Poales, Poaceae.
GGAGAAACAGGGCGGACGACAUGGGACGGGAACAGCCGAAAGAGAAACGCACAGGGGGGGAUUUCGCCGCCGCGACCCGCCGGAGCGGAGCGAGCGCCGCGCUGGGGCAUAUGGUGGAGCACCGCCUGCCGACAACCGGCCUGCCCCCCGCGGCCGGGCCCCGCCGCCAUUCCCGACGGCCGCGGCGCCGUUGCCGCCUGCUCCUCCCCCCGACCUUCGCCCUGGCGCUCCUCUCCCUCGCCUACCUCUCCUUCUCCUCCCACGCCAGCCUCCCAUUCCACCCAAUACAUCAAGGUCCAAUGAACAGGGAGAACGUUGGAAAGGGAAUGGAUAAGAGAGACAAACGCAAUACCACGGUCAAGGAAAAUAUCUCUAUGACUAUAGACAAGUCAGAACCCUUCAUCAAAGGAAGAAAGAAAAAGAGUUAUGGGCCCUGUGAAAUUGAGUUUUUGCCGUCGGUUGACAAUCUUGUGGAGCCUGCUGACUACAACAAUUUUACACAGUUUUUGUUGAAGUAUAUCUUGACUGAGGGACAUUUGAUUGGUAAUGGGAUUUUUGAACCAUUGUUUGCUGGGCACCAGAGUCUUCAGGAAAGAGAGGAAACAUAUUAUGCAAAAAACCAAAGUCUUCACUGUGGUUUCGUAGAAGGUCCAGAGGGUUAUCCUAGUAGUGGAUUUGAUUUGGAUGAACAUGACAGGGCUUAUAUGGCUACCUGCCGUGUGGUGGUUUCAUCAUGCAUUUUUGGAGGCUCUGAUUACUUAAGGAGACCAACUAAAAGCAGAAUUGGCUCAUACUCUAAGAAGAAUGUGUGCUUCAUCAUGUUCCUGGAUGAGCUAACGUUGACAACCCUUUCCUCUGAAGGACACAUCCCUGAUGAAAAUGGAUCCAUUGGUCUUUGGAGAAUUGUUGUAGUUAAGAAUUUACCCUACAAAGAUAUGCGGAGAGCAGGAAAGGUGCCAAAACUUCUGGCUCACCGACUCUUCCCAUCUGCCUUGUACUCCAUCUGGUUGGAUAGCAAAUUGCGUCUUCAUGCUGAUCCAAUGCUUAUCAUUGAGUAUUUCUUAUGGAGAAAGAAAGCAGAGUACGCCAUUUCAGUGCACUAUGAUCGCACCUGUGUCUGGGAGGAGGUGCUUCAGAACAAGCGCUUAAACAAGUACAAUCACACUGCUAUCGACGAGCAAUUUUACUUUUAUCAGUCUGACGGCCUUGUGAAGUUUAAUGCCUCUGGCCACGAUCCUGUUCUACCGAGUUAUGUGCCCGAAGGAUCUUUCAUCGUACGUGCCCAUACACCAAUGUCUAAUUUAUUUUCAUGCCUUUGGUUCAAUGAGGUCAACCGUUUCACGUCACGUGAUCAGUUGAGUUUUGCAUACACUUACUUGAAGCUCAGGAGAAUGAACGCUGGAAGAAAUUUUCAGCUAAAUAUGUUUAAGGACUGUGAAAGAAGAGCAGUGGCUAAACUGUUUCAUCACCGAGCUAAUGGAACUACAGAUCCACCCCCAAAAAACCUUCGCACAGAUAAAAAUCAUUCAUCGAUGCCAAGCUAAGACUGCCAUCAAGGAAAUAGAAGCUAAACUCCUCUAAUGGAAGAUCUCGAUGCUAGCAGACAGGAAGCGGGCCGCCGCCUGCACCCCUACAUGGAAUGCUUUUUCACUGCUGCCUCCUGGUUUCCACAGUUUCCAGACGCGGGAGAAAUCUUACAGAGCUGUAUUCUGCUGCGAUCAGAGUAGCAGAAAACGGACAGUUUCAGGUUCCAACCAUGCAUGCUUUUACUUGCAAAGUCGUUGGUGGAAGAGAUACAUAUCGGGGAAAAUACCCUUUGAACAUGGUGGUAAUUACACCUGAUAAGUGAUUUUAUUUUUAAAAAAUUCAGAAAAAGUCAAAAUGUUCCAAAACUUUUACCCAA